Aspergillus novofumigatus IBT 16806 is the source of this 2232-nucleotide messenger RNA. Its product is annotated as glycoside hydrolase family 72 protein. NCBI's taxonomy places the organism in Eukaryota, Fungi, Ascomycota, Eurotiomycetes, Eurotiales, Aspergillaceae. Gene Ontology annotation, cellular component: cytoplasm; fungal-type cell wall. The record is from RefSeq and is a predicted model, not a curated record. The transcript is spliced from 4 exons. The coding region runs from base 447 to 2045 and encodes 532 amino acids. Gene Ontology annotation, molecular function: 1,3-beta-glucanosyltransferase activity. Gene Ontology annotation, biological process: fungal-type cell wall (1->3)-beta-D-glucan biosynthetic process.
GGAUGAUUGAGAGUCGAAUAUACUAUUUAUAAUCGGCUAGUGACUGGGUAAUAUUAUUACAGGGGCUGCUUACUACUCGGUGCAUACUCCGUACUCUAGUCCUCGCAAGUGCUUGCCUUGGUGCCUGCUCCAGCUUCUCCUUUCCCAUCUUCUUCUCUCCUGUCAUCCCCGUGCUUUCUUCUUCCUCUCUUUCUUCAUCUUCUCGACAUCCUUUCUUUCCCUCCUUGUAUUCUAUUUUCCCUCUCGGGACUCCAACCAUUCAACGGCUCAUUGUGUAACCGCCGUCAGUCACUCGUUGUCCAUAUUCUGUCAUUUUCUUCCUAAGAACCCUGUGGGUUAGAUAUCAACUGGGUUUACGGACCGAGACGAUCAACCCACUCUUCGCAGAUCAUCAAUAUUAUCUUUCAUCUACAAUUGAGUUUGCCCUCGUUUAAAUCACAUCCAACAUGAAGUUCGUUUACGCCGCCGCCGGGGCUUCCCUCGUGGGCAGCGCCCUCGCAACACUGCCCGCCAUUGAGGCUAAGGGCAACAAGUUCUUCUACUCCAACAACGGAACAGAAUUCUUCAUUCGCGGUGUUGCCUACCAACAGGAGUACCAGGCCAACGGCACAUCUUCCGAGAACUCCGACUACACCGAUCCUCUGGCCAAUGUUGACAGCUGCAAGCGUGACAUUCCCUACCUGAAGCAGCUGCGUACCAACGUCAUCCGUACCUAUGCUGUCGAUCCCACCAAGAACCAUGACGAAUGUAUGAAGCUCCUGGACGAUGCCGGCAUCUACCUGAUUACCGAUCUGUCCUCGCCAUCCGAGUCCAUCAACCGUGCGGACCCUUCCUGGAACACUGACCUGUACAAGCGCUAUACCAGCGUCAUUGACGCCUUUGCCAACUACAGCAAUGUCAUUGGCUUUUUCGCGGGUAACGAGGUCGCCAAUGACAACAACAACACCAAUUCUAUUGCGUACGUGAAGGCUGCCGUGCGAGACACGAAGGCGUACAUCAAGUCCAAGAACUAUCGCUCCUCCCUGGUUGUCGGAUACGCCACCGACGACGACGCCAAUAUCCGUGCCGACUUGGCCGACUACCUUGUCUGUGGUGAUAAGGAGAGCUCUAUCGACAUGUUCGGCUACAACAUUUACGAGUGGUGCGGUGAAUCUUCCUUCGAGAAGUCUGGCUACAAGGAGCGCACUGAGGAAUUUUCCAAGUACCCUGUGCCUGCUUUCUUCUCCGAGUACGGCUGCAUCGACCCCAAGCCCCGCAAGUUUACCGAUGUCCCCGCUCUGUUCGGUCCCCAGAUGAACGAUGUCUGGAGCGGUGGUAUUGUCUAUAUGUACUUCCAGGAGGCCAACGACUACGGUCUGGUUUCGGUCAACGGCGACAGUGUCAAGACCAAGGAAGAUUUCUCCUACCUCUCCUCUGAGAUGCAGAAGGUGACGGCCACCGGUGUGAACAGUGCAAGCUACACUCCCGCCAACACUGCCGUUCCUACCUGCCCUUCGGUCGGUACCAAGUGGGAAGCCUCCAACAAGCUGCCUCCUACUCCCAACAGUGAGCUGUGCGACUGCAUGGUUGAGACUCUGUCCUGCGCUGUGAAGGAUUCUGUGGACGAGGAGGACUACGGUGACCUUUUCGACUACCUCUGCGCCGCCGGUGUGUGCGGUGGAAUCAACUCCAACUCAACCAGCGGUGACUACGGAGCUUACAGCGUCUGCAGUCCCAAGCAGAAGCUCUCCUUCGUCAUGAACCAGUACUACAAGAAGAACAACAAGGCUGCGACCGCCUGUGACUUUGAUGGCAAGGCCCAGACCAAGAAGGCUGCUGAUGCCUCGGGCUCUUGCUCCUCUCUGAUCAGCCAGGCCGGAACUGCUGGCACUGGUUCCGUGACCGCCGGUGCCACUGGCGGCUCCGGCUCCGGCAGCGCCAGUGCGACUUCCCAGGGAGCCGCCGGUGUUGCCGCUAGCCCCAUGGCUGUUAAGGUUGGCAACUGGCAGUUUGGUGCCUACAUUGCCACUGCUCUCUUUGCCGGUGUCGGUAUGCUUGUGCUGUAGGGUGAAACAGAUUUGAGACGGAUGCAGUAGAGGGGUUGUCGUUUGUGUGGUUUAAAUUUUUUGUUUUGAGUACAUACUUUUUAGCAAGUAGUGUGGUGCUUCCAUUCCUUUCGACAGGAACUUUGCUUUUAUACCUGACCAACUGGCGGUCUCUUGGACAUUAGUUGAAUGAAUGAUUUAGUUAAUA